AGGUGAGCUGCAGGUCAGUAAGUAUCCUGCCCCUUAACAAAUGGUUUUGUGUGUGACCACAACACCACAUCUGACAUCUCUUAUUAAAGAUGGGGGAGAGGUUGCAAACUCAAAAAAGCUACGUUUGCUCAUUUUUUGAUUGUGAUGCUAAGUUCAGUAAGUCGUGGAAGCUAGAGGCUCACCUUUGCAAACACACAGGAUUGAAACCGUUCUCCUGUGAGAACUGUGACAAGAGCUUUUGCACUCGCUAUCAACUCAGCAGACAUGAGCUCAGUCACAGUGGGGAGAAACCACACAAGUGUAUGGCUGACGGGUGCUCUGAGGCCUUUGUCACAAACACCAGCAUGAAGAACCAUAUGGCUCGAGUUCACCAGCACCAGGAGAAGCGAUACAAGUGCGACCGUCAGGGCUGUGGCAAAUAUUUCAACAAGAGGAAUCAGCUUAAAUCCCACAAGGGCGAGCACGAUCAGCUUCUGCCUUUUCAUUGUUCUUUCAGUGGCUGCACAAAAGAAUUUGCCUCACAUGGAAAACUGAAGCAUCACAAGAAAAUACAUGAAGGUUACCCCUGUGAGGCAGAAGCGUGUCCUUUCCAAGGAAAGACAUGGACAGAAUAUAUGAAGCACAUAAAACAACAUAAAGUCAAGCUGCUGUGUGGUGAGUGCAAGAAGCAGUUCAACAACACCUGGUUCCUGCACCAGCACAAGCUGCGUACCCACUCUGGACAGAGGAGGAAGCUGUCGUGCCCCAGACAGGGUUGCAACAAAAACUUUACUCGUCGUUUCAACUUGGAGAGUCACGUACUGGGUGACCAUGACAGAAAGAAGCCAUUUAGCUGUGCCUACGCCGGCUGUGGGAAGAGGUUCGCCAUGAAGGAGAGCCUGUGGCGACAUGGAGUGAUGCAUGACCCAGCAAAGAAAAAGCUGAAG
Molecule: messenger RNA, 926 nt
Organism: Paralichthys olivaceus (Japanese flounder)
Lineage: Eukaryota; Metazoa; Chordata; Actinopteri; Pleuronectiformes; Paralichthyidae
Source: RefSeq, a predicted model, not a curated record